AUGGGUUUUUCGACUGGGAAAAGUGCUGCUCAGGUGAAGGAAGACAUGAAGAGAGACUUUCUCCCAGCCUUAAUUUUGGAGGGUGGUGUAUGGCCAAUUGUUCAGGUGGCAAAUUUCCGAUAUAUCCCAGUCAGGUCUGGUACGACUGGGAAAAGUGCUGCUCAGGUGAAGGAAGACAUGAAGAGAGACUUUCCCAGCCUUAAUUUUGGAGGGUGGUGUAUGGCCAAUUGUUCAGGUGGCAAAUUUCCGAUAUAUCCCAGUCAGUUAUCUGCAGUCCUCAGCCAAUACCUUGUGUUUAGAUGGGAACACCAUGGCAUAAGAAUUUUGUCAGACGAGAAUCCUUGCAACUAA
This is a messenger RNA of Fraxinus pennsylvanica, 351 nucleotides long. Lineage: Eukaryota; Viridiplantae; Streptophyta; Magnoliopsida; Lamiales; Oleaceae. The record is from the annotation of a GenBank genome assembly.